GUUCGUCUUGCCGGGAUUAUUACAAGCUAUGAGUUAUAUAUGAUUACAUGCUUAAGUAUGCUCCCUUAUCCGUGGGAUGUAUGUGACAGCCAACCAUAUAUUUUUGAUAACCAACAACACCGAUAAUAUUUCCCUACUACGUUCACGUUUGUGUGGUGAGGCCCCCAGUCCGGGCUCAUUAUAUGUAAAGAUGUCUUUAGAAAGACUGGUCUACACAUUACUCCUUGGGGCUGUCCAUGCUGUCCCCUAUAGCGAGUACAUCCUCGCUCCUUCGUCCAGGACAGUAUAUCCAGUCUCUGUUUACCAGGUUGGCGGCACCGUCGACAAUGCUGAAGGUCUCGUCGGCGGGGCGAACACAACGGUCACCAUCUCAGGGACUGCCCAAGGCGGACAGAACUCUUCUGUCACUCUAGACUUUGGGCGAAACAUCGCCGGUCAAGUCUCGCUCAAUGCACCAGAAGCAGCGGGCCCAAGUGCUGCCGUCUGGCUGACCUUCUCUGAGUCCAGUUUGUGGGUUAGCAGCUACGGCAGCGACGCAGUUUCAGAUGAUGGACGAGACGAGCCUAUUCCAUUGUCCGUGAGCGGAGGGUCUGGAACUUAUACCGUUGAGAGAAAAUACGCUCGUGGAGGCUUCCGUUACCUCACUUUGGUUAACAAUGGGACGGCCGAUAUCCAACUAUCAGGCCUCGCUGUGCUCUAUACUGCGGCACCUACGCAGGAUCUACAGGCUUACACGGGCUACUUUCACAGCAAUGACGAGCUGCUCAACAGGAUAUGGUACGCCGGAGCGUACACAAAUCAACUUUGUGAUAUUGAUCCUGUAUAUGGCAACGCCCUGGUCAACGCCGGUCCCAACUAUGUACCGAGACCUCUGCAGCCAUGGUAUUACAACUACACCAUCACCAACGGAACCAGCGCCCUUGUCGACGGUGCUAAGCGGGACACCCUCGUCUGGCCAGGCGAUCUCUUCAUUUCUGGCCCAUCAGUUGCUUACAGCACGUCCGCAUUGGACGCCAUCAAGAACUCAGUGGAGUCACUCUUCCUCCUCCAGACACCGGAGGGCAUUCUGCCCUAUGUCGGCGUGCCAUUCCGCGACAUAAUCAACCAGACGAGCUUCACUUAUCACCUUCACAACCUCAUUGGUGUCUAUAAUUACUACUGGUAUACCGGAGACCAGGCCUGGCUACAGACCUAUUGGGACCAAUUCAAGCGCGGCCUGGCGUGGUCGCUCAGUAAUGUCGACUCGAGCGGACUGAUGAAUGUCACUGCCUCCGCAGACUGGCUCAGAGCUGGUAUGGAAGGGCAUAAUAUCGAAGCUAAUGCGAUCCUGCACUACACACUCAAUCUUGGUGUCAACCUGGCAAGUGUGCUAGGGGACGAUGCUGCUAUUUCUCAGUACCAGAGUGCUGCGGCCGGGAUUAAAGGGGCUGCCAACAGUCUUCUUUGGAACGAGGGACUGGGGUUCUAUACGGACAACGAAUUCACGACUCUCACCCCUCAGGAUGGCAACAGCUUCGCCGUCCUUGGAAACCUCACAGAAAGCGACGCACAAAAAGCUUCCAUUGUCGCCAACCUUCAAAGUCGCUGGGGCACCUACGGGGCACCAGCACCCGAAGUGAACUCAACACCAGCGACGAUUUCACCCUUCGCCACGGGGUUCGAGCUCGAGGCACACCUCGUGGCCAACAACCCCACGGGGGCACUAGACCUCAUGCGCCUCCAGUGGGGGUUCAUGCUCGACGACCCGCGGAUGACCAACUCGACCUUUAUAGAGGGCUACGCGGCGGACGGGGGCCUCGUGUACGCGCCGUACAGGAACGACGCCCGCGUCAGCCACGCGCACGGUUGGUCCUCGGCGCCGACGAGCCUGCUGAGCCGCUACGUCGCGGGGAUCCACCUGACGGGAGCCCUGGGGCGGACGUGGAGGAUCGCGCCGCUGACGGGAGGGCUCAGCACGGUCAGCGCGGGGAUGAGCACGCCGCUGGGGGCCUUUGCUGUUGAGGUCGCCGCCGAUAGCGGGUCAGGGGCCGUCACGGCGUUUGGCUUCGAGGCCCCUGCUGGGACGACGGGUGACGUCGUCCUCCCGCCGGGAACGGAGGGAACCCUGACGAGCGAUGCUGGGGAGUCGGCGGUGCUUUCUGGCGGGGUUGCCACUGGUGUUGGUGGUGGCAGGUGGACCUACUCGGCGUAA
Diaporthe batatas is the source of this 2191-nucleotide messenger RNA. RefSeq lists its product as uncharacterized. Gene Ontology annotation, biological process: carbohydrate metabolic process. The transcript has 3 exons. Bases 77 to 2191 code for a protein of 704 amino acids. The record is from RefSeq and is a predicted model, not a curated record. Lineage: Eukaryota; Fungi; Ascomycota; Sordariomycetes; Diaporthales; Diaporthaceae.